ACGGCGUGUUGAUGUAUUGAUAACAUAACGAAGUGUUUACUGCUCUAAAGAACACUUUCACUGAUGUGAAUUACGAUGUUAUUAUCGGGAAAAGUAAGAGAAUUGUUUACGCAGUGUUAAUUGCUAUGGAGAACAACUGGGAGUUAACAAAGAAGGCAUUUGUCAGCUGACAAAUCUCCACGGCUACGUGAAAGUCAGGCAUAUAUUAGUUACCCAGCGACGAGAGAACAGACAUUAUGCACUCUUUAUGAAAGCGGGAAUAGAUUUAAGGAAGGCCUUUCAUUAGCUGUAUAGCAGAGAAAAAAAAAAAAAAAAAAACUCUAGGACAGAAAUUAAUGAUGAACUAUUUAUGAGGGCGGGAAUAAGUUGUAAGUGCAGUGUCAUGAUUCAUCCGAAGUCGACCCUCUGACGAAGUGCGACGUUUUCGAAUUGUUUUCGCCCCGAGAAUAAAUUUCGAAAGAGCUGCCCUUCCCCUCCCCCUCCCCCUCCCUCGCUUUCCAGAAGCCAUGGGUGCCAACGCCUCCCACCACGAGCCCUUGGGGGAUUACCCCAGGGGCGGGGCAGGGGGCCCGCAGCAGAGGGCCUCGUCCCACGGGGCGCCCUCGCACCACAGGUCUUCCUUUCGUAAGUCCCUCCGGAAGAAGAAGAGGGACAAGUACGAACAGAAAGACCGCGACGAUAACAAGGAAAAUCACGAUGACGCCGUGACGUCAUCGUCCGGGCGGGAUGCGCCACCCAAGGUUGAAGGACCGAGCGGAUCCAGGGAGCGCAGGAUGGACAGGUUGCGCAGGAGCUUCCGGGAGAGCUUCCGGAAGAAGAAGGACCAUCACGUGACGGAGGCGUCGAAGCCCCACCAGUGGCAGACGGACGAAGCCUCCGUCAGGGCUGGGACCUGCUCCUUUCCCGUCAAGUACUUGGGAUGUGUCGAAGUCUAUGAGUCAAGAGGAAUGCAAGUAUGCGAGGAGGCCUUGAAGGUAUUACGGAAUUCACGGCGCAGACCUUUGAGAGGUAUGCUGUACGUGUCUGGAGAUGGACUCAGGGUUGUUGAUGACGAAACGAAGGGCCUUAUAGUUGAUCAGACAAUUGAGAAAGUGUCCUUUUGUGCACCUGAUCGAAACCACGAAAAAGGCUUCUCAUACAUAUGCAGGGAUGGAACAACAAGACGAUGGAUGUGCCAUGGAUUUAUUGCUGUUAAGGAAACGGGUGAGAGAUUAAGCCAUGCUGUUGGUUGUGCAUUUGCGGCAUGCCUAGAGAGGAAGCAAAAGAGAGAUAAAGAAUGUGGUGUAACUAUGACUUUUGACCCAAAUACAUCAACAUUCACCCGAAGUGGCUCAUUCCGUCAAAUGACUGUCACAGAAAGGCUGUCCGACCCUCAGGAAUGUAAACCUAUUGAGCCAGUGCCAGUAAAAAAGGUUGAGAAUCCCCACGCGAUCGCAAGACCUCAUGCUACGCCUCUUAUGUUGCAACGACAGGGUUCCUUUAGAGUUUUUCAGCAUCUUGGUCAGUCUUCACCUUUCAAACGACAGUUGUCUUUACGACUAAAUGAAUUACCCUCAAACUUGGAGAGGACAAGGUCUAUGUCUUUAGAUAACAACACCAUCAAUUCUACAACGACUAAUAACAAUAACCAACCACCAGAGUCUCCCCAGCCUCCACCUCGCACUCAGAGGAAUAGACUUCACUCACUCCCAAAUGCAGUUAACAUGACUCCAAUACCAGAGAUAUCACCUAUGGUGGAGAACAAAGCUGGCGAUGCUGUAUCUGCUAUGUGUCAGGAACUCUCUGCCGGACUGUCUCUCCUCUCAAACUUCUCUGAUCCAUUUGCAAAUUCACCGGAGAGCGGCUCACCAACACAAAACUCAUAUACCACAACAGUUGCGACAAGCUAUACUAAUGUAGCGAGCACUGAGAUUACUAGUCAGCAAGUGAUAGCACCAAUAUCUCAAGGAGUGUUAUUGCCUUCUGUUGAUCCGAUCAGAGAAGAAAUCCCUUGGGUUGCUCCAACCAUAAAUGGACAGGAAACCGGCACUAUUACUAGCACUACAACGGAAAGUGGGUUUUCAAGAGGGGAAGAAUGGCUAUCGCAGAUCAACUCUCAGUCAGCAACUAUCACAAAUGGAACUACCACACCACCGUUGGUAAAUCAAGAAGGAAACACGGCUGUUCUCAGCCGUCGCAAUCCCCCUCUGAGUCAGUUGAGAUCGUCAUCUUUAGGAGCCACACCAAAUUCAUCGCCCCAUUAUCCUUCUACAUGCAGUACAAGGGAUCCAAUGAGUUCAUCUUGGACGACUUCAAAUGGGACAGGUGGAGGUCCUGUGACAGCAAAUUUGAUAGGAGUGACGACAAAUUCUACAUCCACUGGACCUGGUGACCCGUUUGAUGCCGAAUGGGCAGCGCUUGCUACACGAAAUGCAAAUCCAAAUAAUCCUUUCCUGCCAAAUACUGUCACUAAGGCAUUUGAGGUACAAAUGUGAAUGUAAGGAUUGUAGAGAUUUUUAAGGUAUUACAAAAGUUGAAAUUGAUUUGUAUAUGUUUGAUAUGAUCAAAAUAACUUACUGUACUUAUUUUACAAAAUGUGAUUGUUAACAGUACAUCAUAUAAGGUUAUUUUAUUGAUUUUAUCCAAGACUCAUUUUAACGGUGCAUAAGUGGUCUCCUAGUUACUGCUCGAAAGAAGAAGGCAAUAGUUAUUUAGGUGAGGGAAGGUUCAACUACUGCAUGAAUAAGGCAGGUAUAUUUUCUUAAAAAGAAUAGAUAUUUAUAUAUGUGCAUUUUAUGGCCUUAUGCCUAACUUCAUGCAUUAUAAGACUAGCAGUUUGGCAAUGAUGAUGUUACAGUCUUGUUGAGGAAAAUGGCCAAAUAAAAAGUUUAUUGUUGCUGUACUUAAAGUUUAGGGACUGAACUCUGUUCAGGAAGGAUAUUUAUUGUGCUAGCAAAUGCAUAUUUCUAUUUUUUACUGUACUUAAGAUGCAGAAAAAUGUUUUCUGAAAUUUUAGAUGAUGCUAACCAACAAAAGAUGUACUUAUAUGUAUCGAUAACCUUAGAAAAUAAUCUUCAUCAAUUUACUCACAUGAAAAUAAUUAAUUGAUGUUCAUAUUCAUAGUACUAUAUGCACAGGUUAUGAGUAAGUAAUAGGUGUGUGAUAUGCCACAUAGCAUAUUACGUAGCAGUGUGCAUGGAUAUAUAUAUAUAUAUAAUAUAUGUAUAAGAUAUAGAAAUAUAUGUAUGAGCAUAUGUUUUAUAUGUAUCUUUUAUAUAUAUGUAUAUAUAUGUAUGUUUGUGUGUAUGUAUGUAUAUAGUAUAUAUCAUAUCAUAUAUAUAUACAUUUGCAGUAUCAUAUUGGUAAUGCAAAUAUUCAAGUGUUAUUUUUAGAAUGUCUUUUGAUGGGUUUAUAGUAAUGAACAUUUUUUUAAAUUAUAUUUUUCUUUUCUCUUUUAAAAUAGUAAUGUCAGACUCCUAUUGUUAUAAUAGCAAUGUCUGACAACUGUUGUAAGUUUAUGACCAGAGAAUCUGGUAAUGCUGUGGUCCUCUUAUGGCGAUUGUGCAAAUUUGUUCUUCAAAAUUGUUGAAAUAUUUUUCUAAUGUUGCUUCUCAUUAAGACGCUGUUUUGUACCAUAGUCUUUGGGAUGGUGUGUAGUAUGAUCAUCUGGUAACUGUAUCAUAGUUUUUCAGUUUUCUUGACAAGUCUAUUUUCCCUUUCCACUCUUGUACAAGAAUUGAGGGAGAAUGCUCCUGAAGUUUGCUGGUUGAUCUCUAGUGCAUUUUGGUGUUUUGCAUAUCUUCAUGUUAGCCCAUGGGAAUAAUAUGCAUUACUGAUAAAGACAGGAUGCUCAUCAUGGUGCACCAAUGAUUGAAAAAACUCCAUGGAAGGCACUGUUCAUCAUUCUGUGCUGGAGACUAGCCCAAAUCAUUAGGAUAGUACUCCUUUAAAUUCUUGAAGGUUCAUUCCAUAUUUAUAAGAAAAGUAGCAUUUAUUUCAUUCCAUUUCAAGAAAAUUUUGUAAACUAUUUUCACUAUUCAGUUAUAUUCCUGGUUAGAAUUGUCUUAUGAGUCAAUUGUCUUAUGAGUCAUGUCAUUUGUAUGGCUGAGUUAUGGAAGCAUAAAUGAUUUUAAUAUAUCUGUAGAUUAUAUUUUUCUCUCCUUUAGUGCUUAAUAAGUUUUGAAGUCUAGUGUUGGUUCCUCAUAACGAUUUAAGGUGUAUGAUAGUUCAGAAAAUGUAUAAUGAUAUUGUGGAUGUCAGCUGGUAGAUUGAUACACAGAUGCGCCAUAUUAUAUGGUGGUGUUGAUUGCUUGAAGCUGUAAAUUAUUUUGUACUUUCUUUUAGCAGUUAUUCAUGAAGUAAACAAAUUUCUGAUAGUUCUGCUUUUCUCUGCAGUAAUAGUAUCUCGUAAUUUUUUUUAAGAUAGGGAAAGGGAUUGGGGAGAUAAACUUUGCCUUAAUCAUCAUAUUUCAUUAAUAUUUUUUGUAACUAUUUACAUCAUAAUGGUAAAGAAACAUAAAUGCUGCAGUACAGUACAUCAUAUUAUCAUUUUAACUAUUAUUGUGGAUUACUAUGCAUUUGUACAUAGGCCAAGGUUUUGUGCUAAGCAAAAUAAGGAAAUAUGAAUGAUUAUUCUUAAGGCCUGAUUAGUCACUAAUCACUAAGUAGAAUGAAAUCAGGAUUUAUCAGUAGACACUGUCUUGACUCAUACAUUCCAAGUAUAGGGCGCUGAAGUGCAGCCAUAUCUCACACUUAUGGAUGUAUUUCCAGUCUCCUGAAAAUUGUUAAAAAGGCAUAAAUCUGUUUUAGUUUCUGUUAGUUAUGCUUCUCAGGAUUUAGUUACUGGUAGCACACAGAGCAGUAAUUUUUUAUAUUCACAGUGAACAUGAAUACAAAUUGUACACAAGCCUUCGAAAUUGUUGAAACUGAGUUUUCCAACAUAUUUUACCUUUUUGAAUUCAGUUACCCAUAAUCCUAUUCUCUAUUAGGCUAGAUAAAUUCUGAGGACAGAAAGCAGUUUCUUGAGGUGUAAAGAUUUAGAUAGGAUGUACUUUAAUAGAAUUUUUAUAGAUAGUUUAUCCAUACCACUAAGCUAAAAUUAUUGGAAAAUUUUUAUAUAUCCAUUUUGGAAGCUCGUUCUUUCACCCUUUGACCAGGAGCUCACAUCUUAGGUAAAUGGAGUCCUAACAUCACCUUGAAUACAAAGGUUAAUCAAAGCUAUGCUGUUGCUUUAUGUAAGACAAUGUCAUUUACCGUUGGGCACUGGAUUGAAUUAAAAGUUUCAAAGUUUGCUAUUAAUUGGGUCAUUUGUUUGAAAUAAUAGUAAUGGCUAGAAUCCAGGGAUUGCAAGAUUUUUGUUACUUUUACUCAAGAUCCACAUCCAGUUUCACAUUUGUAUCAUUGUUAUUAGUUUAACCAACUCGAAAUCAAGCUUCUGAACUUCACAUGGUGUUACUACUAUGUAUUGUGUAAUCAAUAUGUUGAAUAAUGUUUUAAAAUCAUGAGUAAUAGUUGCUUGCUGCAGUUUGUCAUAGUAUUACAUUUUCUAUUUUACUGCUAAUACUUGGGUAAAUGUUCUGGGUCUCUUUUUCUCUACCUUACACCUUUAUUAUUGUCUGUGGAUUUCUUUAGGUGUAAUGAUUCAAAUCAGAUAUGCUACCUAUCCUUGUUUCAGUAUGCAAGUUAUUAGUGCAGCAAAUAACUAUGCCUUGCUCAUUUAAGCUAGAAUUUACUUAAUCCUUUUAUAAUGUAAUCAGCAGUUGCAGAUUAUUUUUUAGUGAAAUAAAAAAAUUGAAAUUACUCUUUGGUGAGGAAGGAAACACUAUAAAGUUUUCUUGGCAGUUUUGCUAUAUGAUAGAUCAUUUUUUGUCUUCAUCUUACUGCAGUCCUUUUAAUUUUUUAUCAGCUAACAACAUUCUGUUGCCUAGAAGUUCUUUUGUUUUAUUAAUCUUUCUUCGACUAAUUCACAUACAUGUAUAGGUAAAUUGUCCUCUCUACCUGGAGAGAAGUAAAUCAUAUACAUUUUCAGUACAGAGAGGUAAGAAGAAAAAGAUUUCUGUAUCACCAGUGCUUAGGGAAGUAACUGUUACUUUUGUUGAAUGCCUCAGGCCAGUUCUAUAAUUUGCCAUUUAAUUUUGUACUCAGAUUGUACUCCUUGCUAAUAAUAGUAACAAAUAAUAGUGACAUUAAUUGACUUGGGUAGAUAUAAAUAUUUCAUUAGUAAAAAGUAAAAAGUCUUGACACUGUAAGGCAAGCAUUUCCCGACAAAGCAUAGGUGCCAAGAGAUGGGAAACGGAAUGCAGUGAUUAAUUUGUCAGUAAUUUAUAAAAACAAAUAUGAAGAUUCUCUAAACUGACCUUAUCAAAGGAACAUUGGCCCUUAGAACUGGGUUGACCCAUUGAAAAAUUGUUUUGUCAGUUCCUGAUUAACCCACCUGUCCAGUUAAUUAAAAUGCUCAAUUUACAAUUGUGGUUAAACUAUUUAAUGAUGAUUAACACAGCUUUAUUUUAAAUUGUAUCUUUUCAAAUAAUAUAACAGUAAGAAAAGAAUUAGAUGACUUCGAUCAAUGAACAAUGUUUUUAAAGAAUAUAGCUUACUGCAAAUUUUCUUGUUUUAAAUAAUACAGCUUAUUGCAAUAUUGAAGAAAAUUUAUGGUUAUUUCAUAUUUGGCCCUUUCCCAUCAAGACACUUUAUUUGAAAAUGUAUACAAUAGAUAGAUAGUCAUUGUAGGUAUUUUUGGAUGAUAGUGUUUAUUUGAAGAAUUCAACUGACUGAUAUCAUUUAAGUCUCUCAGACUGGAUGAUACAACAGUUAGUAUAGGCACAGAAGUAAAAGCGCAGCACUUAUUCCACACUUUUACAGUAGUAGUUGCAUCACUGACUCAGAUGCUAAAAGUUUUUGUGUAGUUCAUGGCUCCUGAAAUGUAACAUUUUGAGAUAUCUUAGAAAUUCACAUUUUGACACGCAGACACUAGUUGCAGAAUACUCUCAAUACAAGCAUCACACACAGCUGUACAUUACUGGCAGAGCAGUUAAAAGUAGAGGUCCAAGUUUUGAUAAUAAAGGGUUCGGGUACUUUGAAGUGAUGGGAAGCACUUGAAAGGAGAAGUUACAUAGUACUCAAAACUUAGAUUUUUAUUUCAUGGCUAGGAACUAUGUAGUAAACGUCAAAUCUUGACAAAAGGUUGAUUUGGCCCGUUGAGUGGGCAAUUAAUCUCAAAAGUUGCUCUUUAUUUCUGUAGAUAUACCAUACCCCAAUUGUGAUGGUUUUCUAUACAUGAGCAUAAUUUUCUUUGAAAACUAGGAAGAGAAUCGAUGUGGAAUGCCUGUGGUAUUUUGUACUGACACAAUAAAUUAAGAACAGGUAAAGCUGUCACUUGCAAUGCACAGGUUAAAAGCUAAUUUAAAUGCAAAGUUGAUUGUUAAAGAAGCCCUUAACAGUAAAACUGCCUUAAUUUCUCUUACACGUAGAUGAUAAACGUUUGUUUACUUUUUUUUUUUUUUUUUUUUUUUUUUACAGUGAAGGGUAUGAUACAGUAUAGUUCCAUCGUAAUUUUUAAAUUACAAUUUGGGGAAUGUUGGUUAUUAUGUGCCAGAAAGUUCCCUUGUGCCAGCUUUCACAGAAACAAGUGGUUUUAGAUAUGAUGAUUCACUGAGUUUAUUAGUGUCUUGCGUAAACGUCUUGUAGGAAUGAACAUUUCAUAUAAGGAUUUAUCCAUAGAUGAUAAAGCAUUAUGGUUGCAUAUUUGAUACACUAUAUAUUUCAAUCAACAUAAAAUAUAUUCAUUAUUUUCAUUCAAUUUGGAAGGUUGCAUAAUUGAUAAUGUAGUUGUUACUUGAAAUGUAUGUUUUUAAAGUUGUAAUUUAAGACUCCAGUUUUUUCUAAAAUCAAAAGUUAUAAAAGUUCCACUGCAUUACUGUGUACAAACAUGCUUUUUACAAAUGCUUUUUAUGGGUGGGCUCAGAGCUUCUUUAUUUUUUUGUAAACCUGCUUUGCUUUUUAGCUCAGAUUGCUUAUUCUACGAAGUAGAUUCAGCCCUGUUGAAUGUGACACACGAGUUAGAUUCAGUUUUAGUGAAUGUGGUGCACACACAAAGUUUAUAGGUAAAUGAUGCACUUUGUAAAUGGAAUGUCUGUAUUAGUAUGAACAAUAGCAGGGAUUUUUAGCAGUUACCUUUGGUGUUUUGGUCCUUAGCUAAAUUCAAAAUUUGGAUUUAAUCAUAUAUUCCCAGUACUCUUUAUGUGAAAUGUUAGGCAUAAUAGAUUUAGUUGAAGUCUAAAAGGGGGAGCUAGUAGAUUCUGUCCAAGGAAAUUUAAAGAAUCAACUCUUACAAGUUCUGUAUACUACUGUUCCCCCUUGGAAGUUUGUUGUGCUUCUCAAAAAAAUAAUGAUUACCUCUUAAAUUGCAAUUUACACUCAAACAUUCAUGUUCUCUUGAGAAGAGUAAAAGAGUAAGUGAUGAUGAUACGAGUGUAUAGUUUUUGCAGUGCUGCCACAUAUCUUCCAGUGAGUCGUCAGAACUGGAGUUCUAGAAAUGGUGCAGCAGUCUGUAGCCUGUCAAUAAGCUUUGCAAAGCUUCUCGAGUUCUUUCAGGUGACACAAAUAGGUUCAUUAUUUUAAUUUAGUAGUUCACUAACAUAUUAUGAUAUUGAUACUGAUUAGUUAAGAUCCUGUGGCAAUUGAUGUAACAGUAUUUUAUGCUUUAAGUCCUUGGUUCAUUUUGAUUUGGAACAGUUUAGCUAUGUUUAUUCAUUAAAUGUAUAGACAGACUAUUAAAUUCAUUUUUGACUACUACAGUACAGUAAUAGUUUUUGAGGAAACUGUCCACUGCAUUGGAAUUCACUCAAAGUCCUGUAUUUGUAUAUAUUCCAUUCUCUAUACCCUGUUCUUGUUAUUCUGAGUGAUGUUGAUUCUUAUAGUUCCAAAUAUAAAUAUAUAAUACUUGUCAGUUUCAGAAUAUAUUUUUAUAUGUUUCAAUAUGCUCAAAGUUUUAAAUACACUAUAGUCUUAAAUUAAUUUCAUAUUUUUUGGUUUUGUGGGACCGAUGUCAUGGUCUUAUUUUAGAGAGAGAGCUGCCACCUGCAUCAGUGAGCCACUCGGGGCAAGAAUCACGUUGCAUGGAGUUUGAAAGCUGAUGCAUUUAUGGUAUGACUGUAGUUGGAUGUUUUAUUUUGGUGUUUUUAUGAUUGCUUAUAAUGAAUUUUUCAUCGAGAAUUAGGCAAUGUUAUUUUCAUGUUCGAUUUCAUGGGAUUUAUUUGCAAUGUUUAAAAUAGGAGAAGUUAUCAGCUUGUGCAAAGGGGAUCUGAUUUAUUUACUUAUUAAAUAAAUGUAAACUGAAUUGUUCUAGUUUGGCUUAGAGUACUUUCACUAUGGUCUCCACAAAUUUGACUAAACAUAAUCUUCACAAGAUGCCAAUUUCUGUAUAAAUGAAGUGCGUGCUCUCUUUAAUGUAAUAGCAGGGUCUUGUUCCCCUUUAUGCCUGCUAAUGAUGCUACUGAAAACCCAAGUGUUGUAUUCAUGUAAGGGUUUUGCUGUCUUUAGUAGAUCACUACAUUCCUUUGUUAUUUCUGUGAUAGAUCUGGCAUAAUUGACCCCAUUAUCUUGACUGUGUUAUGUACUGUGCAGUAUAAAGAAGAGUCUUGAACCUGCAUCUUACAGAAAACUACUUUGAUCAUGUUUAAAAUGAGUUUUUUUAAAUGUUGAUGUUGAGACCUAAGAAAUGAAUUGAAGGGUUCAUAUAUUAAUCAGAUACUGGAGAACUGUCUUGAUUGUGCGUACAAGUAUUUGUACUCAUAAUUAACUCACCUUACAUGGUGCACUUAAUACUUUAAAAUAAUACUAAGCCAUUCAAUUCAUCAUCAAAAUUUAUUUUCCGUGAAGAUGUCAGUUGUUAAAUAUACUAUAGAAAAUGCAACAUAGAGAAUAUUACAUGCAGCACAGGCAGAUAUUAGAAUUUUAAUUUCUUACCUGUUUUGUAUGUAUAUAUUGCCAGUGACUGUAACCUCAAGUGGACAUUUUGAACAGUUUUGAAAACUGUAGAUAACAUAAUUUUUGUACAUAGAUUUGAAGAAAAAUUAAUCAGUGUUUGUGAUUGA
This is a messenger RNA of Macrobrachium nipponense, 10073 nucleotides long. Its product is annotated as protein numb-like. Gene Ontology annotation, cellular component: cytoplasm. The transcript is spliced from 13 exons. The coding region runs from base 507 to 2474 and encodes 655 amino acids. NCBI's taxonomy places the organism in Eukaryota, Metazoa, Arthropoda, Malacostraca, Decapoda, Palaemonidae. The record is from RefSeq and is a predicted model, not a curated record.